ACACACACUCAGCACAAACAGAAACGAAGCAGAGAGUCAGUGAGGUCGGUCAGUAAUGGCGGGAAGCGACGCAAGGAAGCACCUCAUGAACUUGAUUCACGACUUCACCUCCGAGAAGUCUCAGGGAGAGCGAAGAGUGGUCGGCCUGAGGAAGCGAAUCGAAGAGCUUACGUCAGAGCUUGAGGUCAGAAAUGCGGAGCUCGAAGAGGCCAAGCGCAUCAAGGAGUCGAUUGAGCAAGAGGUUCGAGGCUACGAAGUUGAAUUGGCUAUGAAUGAAGCUACGAUUCAAACGCUGGAGUCCAGGAUUUCGCUGACGCAAGAGGAGGUUUCGGCAGUUGGAUCUGAAUUGGAAGCUCUUAAGAACAAAGAAGCUGCUGCACGAGAUGAGUUCAUAAGCCAGAUGUUUGAGCUCAACUCUAAGAUAAGGGAGUUCCAAGAGUCAAUUGCUGCGAAAAUUCAUGAGGAGAAUUAUAUGGAAAUUGAAGCUGGUGAUGAUGGUCAUGAACUAAUAAGGGAGGAGGUCUGUGAGGUAUCUUUAAGAGAACUUGAGGAAAUGCUUGCCUGUGUUGUAUCUGAGACAGCUAAAGUUGAAGAAGAAUACAAAUCAGAGCAGAAUAUUCAAAAGCAGGUCCAGCAGGAGUUGAUUGAUCGUGAAAGGAAGGUAUUCCUGAUGGAAGAGACAUUGAACACAACAAAGGAAUUGCAAGACUUGACUAGAUAUCCUUUUCAAGAUUGCAGUGGUUACCAAAAUUCUUCAAUUUUUGAGCACUAUUUACUCCUCUAGAACAUGGAACAUUCACAACCCAAAGAAAAUCAUUGUUCUUGUAUAUAAAUUUAGUGAAUCAGAGCUGAAUAAGUUCAAGCUAUUCCAUUCAUAUCUAUAAUGACAGUGAGAUC
Fragaria vesca subsp. vesca is the source of this 897-nucleotide messenger RNA. RefSeq lists its product as uncharacterized. NCBI's taxonomy places the organism in Eukaryota, Viridiplantae, Streptophyta, Magnoliopsida, Rosales, Rosaceae. The coding region runs from base 56 to 784 and encodes 242 amino acids. The transcript is spliced from 8 exons. The record is from RefSeq and is a predicted model, not a curated record.